Molecule: messenger RNA, 2571 nt
Organism: Penicillium salamii
Lineage: Eukaryota; Fungi; Ascomycota; Eurotiomycetes; Eurotiales; Aspergillaceae
Source: the annotation of a GenBank genome assembly
AUGUCAGGGCCUGGAGCAGUUCCGGCAGGGGUACCCUCGGCCUUCGAGGCCGAGAAACACGCGAGACGGGACUCGGGCAGGGACAAGAAGACCCCCAAGCUGCGCAGCUGUGUCGUUUGCCGAAGUCGAAAAGUACGAUGCGACAAGCGAGCGCCUUGUUCUAAUUGCCGUCGCGCCAACAUCGCCUGUGUGUUUCCCCCCACCGAUCGCCCACCAAGAUGGGCUCGACAUCUUGACCAAAGCGCAUCAUCCGAACGAGCCGAUGGGGUCGCCGAUGGGGUCAUGGAGAGACUGCAUCACCUCGAGAAACUUGUUGCAGACCUCAGUAGCCAGUUGGAACAGACCAAAUCGGUAGCGCCUUCAGCUGGUGGUUCCUCGGUGGGCUCCCCGGAGAGCUCCGCAAAAGAUCGACCCCCAAACCUUUCGGCGGGUAACGAGUCUAUGCAUACUCAGCUUGGAAGACUCGUGAUACAGGAUUCCAACAGAAGUCGCUAUGUCAGUAGUGGUUUUUGGUCCCGGGUGAAUGAUGAGCUUGAUAGUCUGAAGUUCGACGCCCAUAACCUCUUUGCAGGGGGCUAUGCGAGCUCAGACGGUGAGUCUCUACCAGAUGAGACAUCUUCUACAUGGGGGUCCGAACAAACACAUGCAGCGCGCCAUGGGUUCCUAUUUGGACACAACUUGAACUCUUCUUCCCCCGACCUCGAUAAUUUACAUCCACUGCCAUCUCAGAUCCCUUUUUUGCUAGAUCUUUUCUCCGACAAUGUUAACAUGAUCCUUCAAGUCGUUCACCUUCCCACUGUGCGAAAGAUGGUUCGUGAUUGGCGCGACCGUGACAUGAAGGGGCUUACUCCGGCCCAAGAGGCUUUAAUGUUCUCUAUUUAUUAUGCAGCAAUAACCUCUAUGGAGGAUGAAGAUACAAUUCGAAACUUCGGGACCACCAAAGCCGAGCUGAGUCUCAGGUAUCGCCAAGGUCUGGAGCACGCUCUAGCCAGAGCUAACUUCCUAGGUGCACCUGACUUGACUUUAGUGCAGGCAUUCGCCAUCUUUCUUGGGUUGCUUCGCCGAUAUGAGAGCCCGGCGUUCGUGUGGAUGAUGACAGGACUGGCAAUCCGGAUGGGCCAGGCUCUAGGGCUCCACCGAGACGGAUCACACUUCGAUCACUUGAGCCCAUACGAGGUUGAGAUCAGACGCCGCGUGUGGUGGGUCCUCUGUAUAUUGGAUGUGAGGGCCUCGGAAGACCAGGGAAUGGAUUAUACCAUACCAAGUGCGGGCUUUGAUACUAAGAUACCUCUAAACCUCAACGACAGUGAUCUAGACCCCCAGUCAAAGGAGAUGCCUCCAGAGCGUGACAGCCUGACCGACAUGUCCGUUGCACGGGUCUCCUUUGGUAUAUGUGAAGUGACGCGACAGAUGAUGGCCCAUGGGUUCCAAGAGAAGGCCCCAACUCCGGAGAAACAGAGUUCUUUACUUGACGAUAUGUUCCAAGGCGUUGAGCGUGAAUACCUUCGUUAUGCGACCGAUUCAGAAAACAUUACAUAUUGGGCGAUUGUCAUUGUCACCCGGCUCGUGAUGGCCAAGAUGUCCUUGCUUGUGUACUUGCCGCUUUUGUUCUGCACUUCGAAGGAGGAUUUUUCAGAGGAACUCAGAGCGCGACUGUUGGUCUCCGGAAUUGAAGUCGCAGAGUACAACCAUGCGCUCAACAGUGAACGAGCUUGUCGACAAUGGCGCUGGGCUUUCCAGACUUACACACAUUGGUACUCAAUCGUUUUUAUGAUGCUCGAAAUCUCCCGAGCUCCGUGGUCGCCGAUUUCAGAGAGAGCUUGGGUGGCCUUGCAUAGUGUUUGGCUAAUCCCGACCCGAUCUCACAUGGACAAAGAUCUGCGCAUAUGGAUUCCCUUGCGCAAACUGAUGAGCAAUGCCCGAAAGCAUCGUCAAGCGGAAAUUAUCCGUCUCGCGAACGAUACCACAGAAGCACAGCGUUUAGAGUACGAGUACCGGAAUUUGCCAACCCCGUCAAGCUCAGGACCUUUUCCAGUGGGCUCCGAUUCCGCAGACCAAUUCCUUGAGAGGUGGCACCGGCUGAUUCAGCCUCAAAGCGACGAGAGCCAGACUUUUGAUUUGGCUGAACUUGACGGCGCGUAUAUCGCCCAGUUGCCGAUCGACUUUCCAGACCAUACCCAGCCACUUGCCCAACCAAAGGCCGCCUCUUUUGUCUCUGGUAUGAGCACAACCCGUAACACCGAGGAAAAGAACCCUACCAGGGACCAUGGGCGCUAUCCUCGUGUGCCAGCCUUGUCGUGCGACGUAGCUACAAGUAUGAUCCCCGGGGCAGGCGAGACCGUUUCCUCGCUAUACAACCCAACACCAGGCCCACAAGACACCAAAUGUACCGACCAUGUAGUUGACCCUUGGACCUGGUCCGAUGGAGGCAUUGCUGUGGAGGAUCCAACUACGGUCGCAGAGCCGCCAGAUCCCAAUAUCGACAUGGACGAGGACAUCAACUGGUAUCGCUGGGUCGAGUCUGCCCAGGGAGUGGAGUGGGAUGUCAGUGAUCAGCAGAGCCACAGCUGA